Molecule: messenger RNA, 339 nt
Organism: Staurois parvus
Lineage: Eukaryota; Metazoa; Chordata; Amphibia; Anura; Ranidae
Source: the annotation of a GenBank genome assembly
AUGCAGACAGCUUCUACAAACAUUUGUGAAAGACUGUGCAAUAAGUCCAUUCAUGAAAUUUCCUUGCUACUAAAUAUUCCACAGUCAACUGUUAGUGGUAUUGUAACACAAUGGAAGCAACUGGGAGCAACAGCAACUCAGCCACGAAGUGGUAGGCCACGUAAAAUGACAGAACGAGGUCAGCACAUGCUGAAACACACAGUACACAGACGUCGACAGCUGUCUGCAUAGUCAAUAGCUAAAGACUUCCAAACUUCACGUGGCCUUCAGAUUAGCAAAACAACCAUGUACAGAGAGCUUUGUGGAAUGGCUUUCCAUGGCCAAGCAGCUGCAUCCAAG